Molecule: messenger RNA, 4611 nt
Organism: Sphaeramia orbicularis (orbiculate cardinalfish)
Lineage: Eukaryota; Metazoa; Chordata; Actinopteri; Kurtiformes; Apogonidae
Gene: ptpn4a
Product: protein tyrosine phosphatase non-receptor type 4a
Exons: 27
Coding region: 551-3691 (1046 amino acids)
Biological process (GO): protein dephosphorylation
Cellular component (GO): cytoplasmic side of plasma membrane; cytoskeleton; cytoplasm
Molecular function (GO): protein tyrosine phosphatase activity; cytoskeletal protein binding
Source: RefSeq, a predicted model, not a curated record
CUGUGCUGCAAGGCAGGCGGGCAAAGCAGCUGCGGGAGUGCUGACAACAACGGACGGGCUUCUGUUGUGAAAAAGUCCCAAACGCAACCGUACCAUUUCUGUGUGUGUGUGUGUUUUUUUUUUCGGUCUGAAGUCCACCUCCGGCUGCUCUCCGACCGAACGCAUUUCCUUGUCUUUCGGCGCGUGCACUGGGAUUAUACACAAACCGAGGUGAAAUGACUGCUGUUCUUCUCUGGGUCUAAACCAAUGGUGACUGCGGGGGCUUCUGUUUUGUGGAUUAUCCGUCGUCGCCGAGCCAGUCGCAUGGUCGAGCCCGGAGGAGGCCCCUCUCUGCUGGGUGGAUGUGUGUGAGGCAGCGCCGGACUCCCAGUACGAAUGCAGACCGACCUGAGGAUGAUGCUCGGUUCUCACUGGCAACGGGCGAACUGAUUUUGGAUGUUCGGGCUGGAUUGCCCCCCCGAGACAAAACAGUUUCUCAUACAGCAAAUAUUCUAUUCCUUAAAAACUGGACGCCCCUGGAGCAGUUUAUGACGACCCUGGUAGGAGCGUGAUGAGCGCGCGCUUCCGUUUGCCUGCUGGCAGAUCCUACAAUGUCCGGGCGACGGAGCUGGAGCGAGACAGGCAGCACACACAGGUGGUGUGUAACGUACUGCUGCUGGACAACACCGUCCAGGCGUUCAAAGUCAGCAAGUCCGAUCUUGGUCAGGUGUUGCUGGAUGCUGUCUUUAAGCACCUGGAGCUGACUGAGAGAGACUACUUUGGCCUCCAUUUGGCCGAUGACUCCACAGAUGCACCGCGCUGGCUCGACCCCAACAAGCCCAUCAGGAAACAGUUAAAAAGAGGAUCUCCCCAUAACCUGAGCUUCAGAGUGAAGUUCUUUGUGACCGACCCCAGUAAACUUCAGGAAGAAUACACCCGGUACCAAUAUUUUCUCCAGAUCAAGCAGGAUAUACUAAGCGGCCGGUUGCCCUGUCCACACAACACAGCUGCACUGCUGGCAUCCUACUCUGUUCAGUCUGAGUUGGGCGACUACAGUGAAACAGAGCAUCCCCCUGGUUACCUGUCAGACUACUGCUUCAUCCCCAGCCCCCCACAGGACUUCCACAAGGAGGUGGCCAAGCAUCACCAGCAGCACAGUGGGUUAUCUCCUGCCCAGUCUGAGUUUAAUUAUCUCAACACAGCACGAACGCUGGAGCUAUACGGCGUAGAGCUGCACUAUGCAAGGGACCAGAGUAACACAGAGAUCCUCAUUGGGGUGAUGUCCGCUGGUAUCGUGGUUUACAAGAACAGGGUACGGAUCAACUACUUCCCAUGGUUGAAAAUUGUGAAAAUCUCCUUCAAGUGUAAACAGUUCUUUGUCCAGCUGAGGAGAGAGGUGACCGAGUCUCGGGAAACGCUGCUGGGUUUCAACAUGGUGAACUACCGGGCCUGUAAGAACUUGUGGAAGGCCUGCGUGGAACACCACACCUUCUUCAGGCUGGAGCGGCCCAUCCCACCACAGAAGAACUUCUUUGCACAUUACUUCACACUGGGCUCAAAGUUCAGAUACUGUGGACGAACAGAAGUACAGUCUGUGCAGUAUGGAAAGGAGAAAGGCAUCAAGGACAGAGUGUUUGCCAGAUCUCCCAGUAAGCCACUGGCCAGGAAGUUAGUGGGAGGAACCGACUGGGAGGCCGUCAGCCGGAACAGUCUGUCAGACGAGAGACUGGAGACCCAGAGCCUACCCACCCGUUCACCCCCCGGGACCCCCAACCAGAACUCACUGUUUGUUCAAGAAGGAACACGUCUACGCCCGUCGUCCGUCGGCCACCUGGUGGAUCAUGUGAUUCACGCUUCACCCAGCCUGCCUGUGUUUUCAUCCAAUCACAAGUCGGCCUCGUCCACACAGGCCAACAGCAUUAGCCUGGACUCAACCCCGUCUCCAGAGGGGGUGGAUGGUCAGCCCCCUGCCCUGCCCCCCAAACAGCUGAGCAGGAAGACGUUGAGUCAGAUCAUCCAGGCCCAUUCGCAGCAGAGCCUCCUGGACAACCACCUCAACGAGAUGUACGACGUUCCUGUCAAUGCAGACAAGACCACGCUAAACGGUGUCAUCCCUCAUGAUAAUCUGGUCCUGAUCAAGAUGAGACCUGAUGAGCAUGGACGGUUUGGCUUCAAUGUCAAGGGAGGAGCCGACCAGAAGAUGCCCAUCAUUGUUUCUCGAGUAGCACCAGGAACGUCAGCUGACCUCUGCGUUCCUCGUCUCAAUGAGGGUGACCAGGUGGUGUUGAUAAAUGGGCGGGACAUCUCUGACCACACCCACGAUCAGGUGGUCAUGUUCAUAAAGGCCAGCUGUGAAAGCCACUCUGGGGAGCUCAUCCUAUUGGUCCGACCAAAUGCUAUUUAUGAUGUGGUGGAGGAAAAGACGGACUCUGAGCCGGAUUUUCAGUACAUCCCAGAGAAGUCGCCUCAGGACCCGGCGCAGCUGGACCAGCAUGCUUUGAAGGACUCGAUGGUGGCGCUGAAGGACGGCCUGAGCAGCGGAACCAUAUUGGCCCAAUUUGACCAACUGUACAGAAAAAGGCCGGGGAUGACCAUGCUGUGUGCCAAAUUACCUCAGAAUGUUUCCAAAAACCGCUACAGAGACAUCUCUCCCUACGAUGCCACUCGGGUCAUUCUGAAAAGCACUGAUGACUACAUCAAUGCAAACUACAUCAAUAUGGAGAUUCCUGCCUCCAGUCUGAUAAACCGGUACAUAGCGUGCCAGGGUCCACUGCCCAACACCUGCCCCGACUUCUGGCAGAUGACCUGGGAACAGGGCUCGUCUAUGGUGGUGAUGCUGACCACGCAGGUGGAGAGAGGCCGGGUGAAGUGCCACCAGUACUGGCCUAACCCAGAGAGCAGCGCCACCUAUGGAGACUUUACAGUAACGUGCCACAAUGAAGAGGGUAACUCAGCCUUUUUGGUCCGGGAGAUGACGCUGAUGCACACACAGAGUGACCAGCAGAGGGAGCUGACCCAGAUCCAGUACCUGGCCUGGCCCGACCACGGCGUUCCCGAUGACUCCACUGAUUUCCUGGACUUUGUGGCUCUGGUCCGAUCCAAACGGGCCGGACAGGACCAGCCAAUGGUGGUUCACUGCAGUGCUGGGAUUGGUCGGACUGGGGUUCUGAUCACUAUGGAGACGGCGUUAUGUCUGAUGGAGUGCGGUCAGCCGGUUUACCCUCUAGAUAUCGUCAGGACCAUGAGAGACCAACGGGCGAUGAUGAUCCAGACGCCGAGCCAGUAUCGCUUCGUGUGCGAGGCCAUCCUGAAAGUCAACGAGGAGGGUUUGGUCAAACCGCUGAAGGCGCUGGUUUAUCAGCACAGAGAACGACCCGACCAGGACAAGGACCAGGACAAGAAGGGAGAGGCUGAGGAGGUGGCGUCGAUGGAGGACGGCGAGACGGCCACGGCAGAGCUGCUAGAAGGCGACGAGGACGAUGACGACGAAGAGGUGGAGGUGCUGGAUGUAGGGGAAGUGAUGGAGGAAGAAGAGGACGAGGACGAAGAGGAAGUGGAGGAGGAGCCCAGUGUCGCCAGCAUCACCAGCGUCAAUAGUGAGACCAGGGCCAGCCCAGAGCCAGAGCCCGAUCCUGGUCCAGAUCCUAGUCCUGGUCCUGGUCCUGAUCCUGGUCCCGAUCCUGGUCCCGAUCCCGCCCUGGGCGACCUGUGACAAUUCUGGGGGUGUUCGGUUUCAGUCGGAGGAGAGAACAAAAGCACUGUUGCACUUUACGCUGACAAAAACGGAAAGAAAAAAGCUAAACAAAAAGGCGAACAAACAUGAAAAUCAGAGACAACUAGAAUAAAAAAAAAAAGAAACCCAGCUGUAUUGAAUAGGUACCAGUAGGAGACGUAUGUUCAGGGUAAAGACGAAACGAAAAGAUACAAGUACGAAAGCAGAAGCGGUGGAUGGAUGGAUGGAUGGAUGGAUGGGGAAAUGCUGUAGUGCCAUAAGUACGAAGGGGAAGGCCCGCCCCCGUCGGUGGGAGGGAGGGGGCCUGUUUAGUUACCUCUGGGGGGAGGGGGGGGCUGUCCCCUUCUGAGCGAGUCUGCCAGACGGACCUGCCUUUUUUUUUUAGUGUCCUUUUAGCUGAUACAGAGAUAUACCUUUUAUCUUUUGUUCCUCAAAGAGUAUUUAUUGUGUUUUAGUUGGCGUCAACCCCAGUCCACUGAACAAAAAAACCCAGUUGUAUGUUUGUUUGUACCAGUCUAGAGCUUUAUGCUUUUCCUGAUUAAAUCUUAGCUAGUCCAGUAGUGUGAUUCCUCUUCCUCUAACUACUUCUUUAUUUCUUUUGCUUUUUUGUGGGGAAAAAAAUAGUGAUUUUAAUUUAUUGUACUUGAUUUUGGCUUCCUCUCUGCUUUCUCGUCUAAGUUUUUUGGACAGCACAGACCGACAGACGGAGGCUGGAAGCACUUUGUGUCUCACCCCCUGUUCGAUGCUGUGGCGGCUGGAUGCUCCCGUCCCUUUGUGCUGUGUUGUUUUUAUUUGUUUGUUUUUUUUUUUCCUCUGAAGUGGCCGUUGCUUUGGCGUGGUACAGACCGGUCUACAAUCCUCGGGGUCUCUGCAUUUGUUGUUGUGUUGUGAUCGCAGAU